AUGGAUAUUCUACUAGCCAAAGUCACCCAGCAGGCUAUGAACUAUGCCAUCCGUUCAGGAAUAGCUAUCACAAGCACAUAUGCCAUACGACAAUGUUCAAGACUGGUCAAGACAGCUCCGAGAGGAGGCAAGCGGGAAGAACUGCUAAACCUUCAAGUCCGCCUGGAAAGCAAGAUCCGGAUUAUCUCACCAGCCAUCGAUAUGAUAGAGUUGAUUGCCGCUCGUGGAAACACUUCUCUGGAAUCUGCUGUCACUCUGACCAAGGACUUGCGCUGGGAAAUUCAAGCUCUUGGCAUUCGUCUUGCGAAUGCUGCCAACGAAGAGGAGCUGUACCGUCGGAAGAGUUCGCGGGCAAAGUCCAAGGAGCAGAAUGAGCUUGAGUUGCAACUUAUCGUUUCGGACGUCAAGAAAUUACUUGAUCGAAUAGAAGAUGCUGUGCCUUUGAUCAACCUCGCCAUCACCACUUCUGGAGUCAAUCUGUCUACAAAUCUGCCUGCUACAGUCUCGCCAUCUCGCCUCUUGCAGGCCAGCACUUUCCUCACAGCGGCCGACUCGCAGUAUACUGCGGCUCCUAGUCAGAACGUCCAAGUUGGUCCAGUCUAUACCUUAUCAGUCUACAUGCUCUUCGCCAGUCAUACCAAUAGACCACAUGAUGAACAAAGCGCUCGAGAAACUACCUGGAAGGAAGUCAUCCACAAAGCCAGAGUCAAGCUGGUGCGAGUUCCACUGGACAGUCUGUACAAUCUGCCUGGAAACCUGACGACGCCGAGCGGCGCGCGUUACUUCCCCAAAGAGCUACCUUCUGAUAACGCGUCAGUCGAGUACGCCUACCAGCUAGUUGUGGUUGAAGAUCUGGACGACGACAGAGUACACACUUUUGAGGAAGACGAGCCCCAGCCUGGCCCAUUCGAGGAUGUCGCUCUUGCAGGUAUUCGAGACGUCAUUCCCAUUCAUGAGAUUUCCAAGAUAUUCUACGCGGAUACUGGCAAGAUUCUUAACAUUGGAUCCGAAGGCGAAACUAACAAUCCCAUCCUGCUCCUCAAACGCGACAUCCACGCUGAACCACCACGACGCAUGAUGGAGAGAAGAUACACUGAGGAGCAAGAUUACUAUGACGAUGACGAAGAAGACGAACGCCCGCAGACUCAAGAUAGCGACGACACGGACUUGGAUGAACAAGCGCAGAUCAAUGCCCAAAUUUUGCGAGACUCAACACCACAACCUCACGUUGAGACAAAAGAGACACCGGAACGACACGACCCUGAUGCUCACUGGCGACUACCUCCAGAUCUGGAUCCAGAAUGGAUAGCCUUCGAAGUCUACACCGAAGAACCUUCGUCCGACGAGGAAGAAGAAGACGAAGAUGUCUCGACUCCAGAUCCCAUCAGCACACCCCGACCUCGUCAAGCAUCACUAGACCCCGAUCUCACAAACGGCCUCUCCUCUCUAAACCUCCAUCCAUCCUCCUCACCAACUCUAAACACACCUUCAACCCAACAACUCGCCGCUCCAACCUCAACACCAACACCACAAACUACAAUUCGCACCUCUUUGUCCCUUCUCGAGAUGCUCAUCCGUUUAACCGCCCUCCAACAGUUCCGCCAAUCCUCUCAUCUCACCAUCGAAGACGAACUCUUGAAUUUCUUCCUCGAAGACAGCGCAACCACUGGUGCAGGCUCUAAUGCCGAGUAUCGACAACGGGUACGCAGAGAUGCGCGACGAAGAGUUGGCUUUGAUCCCUACGAUGAAAGUCCCAUCAAACGCCGCGGCGAAGAAUACCUACAGCAUCCUAGAAGUGGAAACACACCAGCGCCAGAAACAGAAAGCGAAUACGAAAGAGGAUUCAGAGAAGCUUCUGAAGGACUAGGCUGGGGAGUUGGGGAAAUAAGACAGAGUAUAGAGUAUCCGGGCUAUUUCUCUGGUCAGAGAAGUAGUUCGAGUAUGCCUUCUAGUCCUUCGCCGCAGAUCAGAGGAGAUAGGGGGAGUCAGAGUCCUGUGGCGCAGAGAUAUCUAGGAACGCCGGAACAGAAGGGGAGGAAAGGUGUUUUGAGGAAGAGGGAAGGUAUGCCUAGGAGUCCACUUGGACGAGAAAGUCCUGGUUCGUGA
This is a messenger RNA of Aureobasidium melanogenum CBS 110374, 2106 nucleotides long. RefSeq names its product Ran-binding-domain-containing protein. The record is from RefSeq and is a predicted model, not a curated record. The transcript has a single exon. Gene Ontology annotation, molecular function: GTPase regulator activity. Bases 1 to 2106 code for a protein of 701 amino acids. Gene Ontology annotation, cellular component: nucleus; cytoplasm. Lineage: Eukaryota; Fungi; Ascomycota; Dothideomycetes; Dothideales; Saccotheciaceae.